Aphanomyces astaci is the source of this 798-nucleotide messenger RNA. RefSeq names its product DNA repair protein. The record is from RefSeq and is a predicted model, not a curated record. Bases 23 to 607 code for a protein of 194 amino acids. The transcript has 2 exons. Gene Ontology annotation, cellular component: nucleotide-excision repair factor 1 complex. Gene Ontology annotation, molecular function: damaged DNA binding. Gene Ontology annotation, biological process: UV-damage excision repair; nucleotide-excision repair involved in interstrand cross-link repair; base-excision repair. Lineage: Eukaryota; Oomycota; Saprolegniomycetes; Saprolegniales; Verrucalvaceae.
UGCAAAAGCAUCGGUGGAACAAAUGGAGGUUCUGCCGCCGCCGAUGCCCGAGGCGACAAUUUGCGAGGUGUGCUCGUUGGACUGCCCCUGUGACGACGUGUACAUGACGGUGUUUUCAGUGCACAUUUGUCCCGACUGCCGUUACGGCAACCCUGCCUACAAACUGCUGACGAAAGACUUAGCGAAGAAGACGUAUUUGCUCACGGACUCGACAAUGGAAACACUUCCGUGUCUGCGAAAACCCAAUCCAAAGCACGAGGCCUUUGCGCCACUGCGUUUGUACUUGCAAAAGACUUGCGAAGCCACGGCCAUUCGGCAGCAUGGAAGCCUCGAGAACGUGGCGGUCGAGAAAAAGAAGCGAGAAUGUGCCAAAUACGAAAAGGCUGUGGCGCGAACCAAGUCCGAAGUGUCGCGCUUGGGUACAUAUGGAAAGCGCCGCAAAGACAAGCACGCAGGUGGAGGAGCCGUACGGAUCACACGGCGACCAGUGAUCAAAGAAGUUGACCACAAGCAUACGUUUGAGAACGAAAGACAAAACGACGACGGCACGUGGCUCAAAGAAUGUGCGUGUGGACUGUCGAUCAACGUGCACAAGGUGUACGAAUAACAUGAACAUAUGCAAUGUCACAAAUCAAAUACCGACACUCACUUCCAGCCUUGCACUGUGGAACAAGCCACGUACGACGCAGCAAGGAGUCGUUCUAUUGACCAAGCCAAAAUGCUAGGCACUGAUGCGGACAAUUUCAUGGCGAAUGACUCUAUGCAUGCGCGAAUAGAGGGGUUCACAAUAGAUUGAAA